UAUUGUGAGACUACAAGUGUUCCAGCGAUCAAGCGGUCCAGUGAAAAAAGGCAUUAUGAAUGGAAACUCCACAAACCGAGACAAUAAUGACGAUGGUAAUAUAUUUGGAAUGAGGAAAAUCUCAUAUUGGGAAAUAUACGGUGUGAAACGUUUUCCGUAUCGUGGAAGGCGUAAUUUUACACCAUUACUUUACCCAUCUUUUGAUGGAGGGAUGAAAAUCUCAAACGACGUUUUCGGACUGACAAUCAGACAGUUUGAACGAACGUAUAAAGCUUGUUUAGAGAGAAGGAAUACACAUGAACAGUGGAUUAUUAAUCUUAGAUAUCCUGAUAAAUCUUCAAAUGAAUACCUGGAUUACUUACUGAACUGUACAGACUGUAAUAAAGAUCACUUGCUUUGGCUCGAAUCAAAACCGAGGGAGAAAUACUUAUAUGAACACCUCGUAGAAAGAGUUGGUACUGAAAUCGAUAUAAGAACAAGACAACGAUUCUUUAUAGUCAGUGAUGAUAUCGAAAAUGAAUUUUCGCCUCAUCAAAUAAAAAUAUCAAGUGGAAGUAAGGCAGAAGGACUGGAUUUACCCGGAAGUGACAUAGAUAUUAUGUGCAUAAACAAAAUGGAAGAAGCAGACAUAGUACAGAAUGUAAGGAGUAUCAAACACCCAAUACAUCAUACUACCUUUGUUAUGGAGACUGAUAAUGAUAAUCCUGGAUUCACUAGACUCCGUUUGGUAGCCGACAAGAAAGAGGGAUCCUUUUUUGUACCUUCUGCUGGUAAUAGGUUGUACCUAAGAGUUAAUCAUUUUGUUGAAAGGAAUAAGCAAUCGAUUCCGACAAUGACUGUCUUUGCACACGGUCCAUGUUUAUCAGAUAAAGAUCAGACAAUAGAUUAUGCAUUCUGCAUACGAAGUAAAUAUCUACCUCAGAACGCAAUUCCAUGGGCAUACCGUCAUCGACGUCAAUGGCCCCCUAAUAUCGUUAUUGACAGGAUAAUAGAUUACGGAUGUUUGGUGGUACCUAUAGGACCUAAGAACAGAUCAGAAGAUGACUUUUUAUGGAGAUUGUCUUUCUCUGUAGCAGAAAAAAUGCUUGUACAUUCGUUUAACUUCACUCAACUGCUAUGUUACGGUCUACUCAAAUUAACAUUAAAGCAUGUCGUUAAUAGAAACGAUAAUGUUAAAGAGUUACUGUGUUCCUACUUUCUAAAGACGGCUUUAUUCUGGGUUUCGGAGGAGCAGGAUAUCGACACAUUUCAAUUAUCGAAAUUGUAUUUUUGUUUUUCUCUCUGUCUUGAUAAAUUAAUAUCAUGGGUAAACAUAUGCUACUGUCCGAACUAUUUUAUACCUGAACAUAAUAUGUUCCUACAAAAGAUCAAUAAAAGUAACAAUAAGAUACUUCUAUGUGUACUUGAGAGUAUAAAGUGUGGAGGGAUUGAUGGAUUAAUAGCGAAUUUAUUUCAGCUUGAUAAUGCAAAUCAUCGCAUAUCACGAACAAAUAGUGAAUCUUCGUCCGUUAAGAUAGAAUUUCUAUUUUACAAGCUUGGUGGAUCGAUAUCGGCACCAACAGAAAUUCCGAGUUGUUUGAAAGGUCUUGUAUUAAUUGAAUCUUUCAUAAAGUCUGAAACUUGUACGUUUAUUAUUGAUGUGUGUAAAUAUUAUUAUGCUGAAAUCAGUCAAUAUAUAGCACAACUUCUACCAUCGCCGAAUACAAGAGAUAGUAUGCAUAACAUACAUGAACGUUACCAUAGACAUUUACAAGACGGCAUCAAUACUGAUGCUGUGUCCGGCUGGUUGUUAUACGCGUCAUUUUAUUACGUAAUAGGGCAAUACAAUGUUGCACUUACACUUGCAGACUAUGUUCUGUCAAGAUGCACACCGGAUAUGGAACGAUUACAAAAUCAUCUGUAUCGUGAAACAAAUUAUAGUGAAUAUUUACAUUCCAAAUUGCCAUUAGUUGAAAAGAUGAAAAUAGCCAUUGUCCAUAACGUUACCUUUUUACAGCACUCGUCACUAAUACCAGAAGAACUACGACUAGAGGUUAUUACGGAUCCCUGCUUUACAAUACAGCCUGUUGCGUUUUCUCAAUGUCUAAGAUUUCUAUGUUAUCAUCAUCUUUCUGAUAUUUCCAACAGACAAGAGGCAUUACAUAAUUUAUAUUUAACGGUUAAAAACAAAUAUUUCAUGACGAAAGUUGGAUUUUCUGAAUCAUAUACACUACUUGGUGUAUGUUGUGAGAUCUCCGGUAAUAAAGAGUCCGCAUAUCGGUACUUCGACUGGGCUAUGCAAUGUCCUUAUCAUGUUUGUCCCACAGCAAAAAUAAGGAAAUCAAAGCUUUUUUGAAAAAACUUUUAGCAUUAAAAAACUCCUGCAGUUUGCCAUGUUAUAUUGUGUCAGCAGAAAAAUAUGUUAAGUCAUCUGUGUUCUUACAGGAGGCAUCUUAGUUUAUAUUAUAGAGGUUUUACCUUUCUCUAGCUUCAUUAUGUAUUGAAAUUUCCUUUCGUAAAGUAAAAUAAUAAAAUAAAAACACAAAUAUGUU
Messenger RNA from Mytilus trossulus (common blue mussel), 2531 nucleotides. RefSeq lists its product as uncharacterized. Bases 56 to 2335 code for a protein of 759 amino acids. The record is from RefSeq and is a predicted model, not a curated record. The transcript is spliced from 3 exons. NCBI's taxonomy places the organism in Eukaryota, Metazoa, Mollusca, Bivalvia, Mytilida, Mytilidae.